Messenger RNA from Helobdella robusta, 894 nucleotides. RefSeq lists its product as hypothetical. The coding region runs from base 1 to 894 and encodes 297 amino acids. The record is from RefSeq and is a predicted model, not a curated record. The transcript has 5 exons. Lineage: Eukaryota; Metazoa; Annelida; Clitellata; Rhynchobdellida; Glossiphoniidae.
AUGGGUUCCAGAGGGGAUGGUUUGAAGUUGAUUGAGCGAGCUUGCAGAAAAGAUGUCAGAAAAUACUUCUUCACCAACAGAAUAGUAAGUGGCUGGAAUGGCCUACCUGAGGAUCUGGUCAGACCUAACAAUAUUGAACUGGAAAGAUCUGAUGCCAUUCAAGACAACAACAACAUCGUCAUUAACAACAACAUCAACAACAACAACAUUAGCAGCAGCAUUAACGCGAACAAGCAACAAACUUGUUAUGAAGUAUGGAGAUCUUGUGAAGCGGACGAAGGCUGCCGGCAACUUGUUAGGAACUUCGGAGAGCACUGCAAGCAGCAGGGACCCACCGGCCAGUGCUCCUGGCACAAGUGUUAUUCAACAACAGAACAAUUGUCACAACAACACAAACAACUCUUGGAAUGCUCACGUGACCAGUUGAUAUUUGACGUCACCAGGAGUGGGCAAGAACAGCCGUUACAAAUUGUCAACAAUUUUUGCAUUGACAACCUCUACCCUUCAUUGGACGCUAUGUUUGCCUCACGAACGGCCCUGACCUUUAACGAACUCAUCAUGGCUGUUGAUAGAGAGCCACUGGACGUAAAUACAAAUAGCUAUCAUGAUUGCAGUUUGGCGUUCCACCGAUGUGUCCAGUCAGCAGAGUGUAAACGUUCAUUACACGAUCUAUACAACUCAUGCCACCAACAGUAUAAACAACAUCAACAAAACCAGCAACUAAAAUCUCACCAAGUAAGAAAACAUCAACAAAAACAACAACAACAACUAUCUAUGCAACAAUCAUAUGAGAAAAAUUUAACGGAGAGAUGUGGAGGGAGGAGUAGAGAGGAUGGCUGUAGAGCCUCAGUUCGAAAAUUUGUUCUAGAAACUGAUCGAUACUUGGUUGGUUGA